AUGGCGGUGCCUCUGAGUGAGUGUACAACCCUCGAGCAGCACUCCAUUGUGCAAUUUUUGUGGGCAAAAGGUAUGGAAUCAAAGCAUAUUCAUAAAGAAAUGCUUCCCAUCACUGGUGAGAAGUGCCUGUCACGUCAAGCUGUUUACAAUUGGGUGCAGAAGUUCUCUGAAGGGCGGACACAUAUCGAAGAUGAACACUGUGUCGGCCGGCCAACGGAGAUUGCCACAGAGGAGAAUGUGCAAAGGGUUGAAGACUUAAUCCGAGCAGACAGAAGGGUAACUAUAGACACUAUAGCCACUUCUAUUGGUUGUUCACAUGGUAUGGCCUACCUUAAAAAGCAUGACAAGUUAGGUUUUCAUAAAGUGAGCAUGCGUGGCAUGAUGGGUGCCACGCAUGCUGACCUCACAACAUAA
Messenger RNA from Cryptotermes secundus, 414 nucleotides. Its product is annotated as protein GVQW3-like. NCBI's taxonomy places the organism in Eukaryota, Metazoa, Arthropoda, Insecta, Blattodea, Kalotermitidae. The transcript has a single exon. The coding region runs from base 1 to 414 and encodes 137 amino acids. The record is from RefSeq and is a predicted model, not a curated record.